Molecule: messenger RNA, 2040 nt
Organism: Neoarthrinium moseri
Lineage: Eukaryota; Fungi; Ascomycota; Sordariomycetes; Amphisphaeriales; Apiosporaceae
Exons: 1
Coding region: 1-2040 (679 amino acids)
Biological process (GO): DNA replication initiation
Cellular component (GO): nucleolus
Molecular function (GO): chromatin binding
Source: RefSeq, a predicted model, not a curated record
AUGGCGUCACGACCAGCCAAGAAGAGGAGGCUCACCCCUCCCCAAUCAGAGGACGAGGGCAGCUCCCGCCAGAACGCCAAAGUGCAGAAGGCCUUCUUCAAGAGCGCCUCCACUUGGGACCUUGAGCAGGACUAUGAGACCAAGGCCAGGAAGGGGCAGAACAAGAAGGGCAAGGAGAGCACCCGCCUGCCCAUCAAGCUUUCUGACGGUCGACUGCAGCAUCAUGUCCAAGCCGUAGAUGAUGACGUGCAGUCUGUGGAUGAUGAGGACUGGCUCGACGGUAAAGACUUGUCCGACGACGACGAGCAGGAUGAUGAGCCCGUCCGCGAGGAACCCCAGAUCCCUGUGCAGCAGCAGAUUCUCGAGGCCAAGGAAGAGCUCGCCAAGAUAGCUCUCGCGCUCAAUGAGAAUCCCGAGGAGAACGGCGCUGCGUUCAAGGCUUUGGCUAAGGUCGGUCAGUCGAAGAUCGUUGCUAUCCAGAAACUGGCGCUGGCAACUCAGCUUGCCGUCUACAAAGAUGUCAUCCCUGGGUACCGGAUACGGCAGGCAACGGAAGAUGGACCGGAGGAGAAGCUAUCCAAGGACGUCAGAAGCUUGCGGUCUUACGAACAAGCUUUGGUCUCCGGCUACCAGAAGUAUGUUCGGGAGCUCGCGAGAUACGCCAAGACGGGCAGAAACAAGGAGCCUUCCAAAGGCCAGAGCGUGGCCAGUGUUGCGAUAACAUGCGCCUGCACUCUCAUAAUGUCGGUACCGCAUUUCAACUUCCGCGGAGAUCUGCUCAAGAUCCUCGUCGGCAAGUUGAGCACGAGGAGAGUCGACGAGGACUUCGACAAGUGUCUCAAGGCGCUCGAGACCCUAUUCCAGGACGAUGAGGAAGGCCGACCGGCUAUGGAGGCUGUUUCGCUUCUCUCAAAAAUGAUGAAGGCACGAGAGUACCAGGUUGAUGAGAGUGUCCUAAACCUCUUUCUACACCUGCGUCUCCUGUCUGAGUUCUCCGGCAAAGCCUCCAAGGACCAUGUUGAGCACGACAACAUGGGACCCAAUGGAAAGAAGCUCAAGCAAAAGAAGGAAUUCCGAACCAAGAACCAGCGCAAGGCCAUGCGAGAGCAAAAAGCCAUUGAGAAAGACAUGGCACACGCCGACGCGCUUGUCAGCCACGAAGAGCGGGAGCGCAUGCAGUCAGAAACGCUGAAGCUUGUAUUCGCGAGCUACUUCCGCAUUCUCAAGGUCCGCAUGCCACACUUGAUGGGAGCAGUGCUGGAAGGCCUGUCGAAAUACGCACACCUUAUCAAUCAGGAUUUCUUCGGAGACCUCCUUGAAGCCUUGAAGGAUCUGAUCCGGCACAGUGACGCUGACCAGGAGGGCGAGGAUGGAGAAGACGAACCGGCCUUCAACACCGCCCGCAAUCCGACCCGCGAGGCUCUCCUCUGCACUGUGACGGCCUUUGCUCUGCUUGCUGGUCAGGACGCACACAACGCCAGGGCAGAUCUCCAUCUGGACUUAUCAUUCUUCACCACACAUCUUUACCAAACUCUCCUCCCGCUCUCUAUCCACGCAGAUCUAGAACUUGGUGCCAAGUCUCUCCACCUUCCAGACCCGGAUGCUCCAGUUUCUCAACAAAAAGCGAGCACCUCGCGCAACAAGGUUAACUUGCAGACGACGACGGUUCUCUUGAUCCGCUGCCUGACUGAUAUCCUCCUUCCACCGUGGAAUAUUCGUUCAGUCCCCCCGCUGCGCCUUGCCGCUUUCACGAAGCAGCUCAUGACCGCUUCUCUGCACACGCCCGAGAAAUCAACGCAGGCCAUACUCGCACUCCUUGCGGACGUCGGUGGCACGCACGGGCAAAAAGUGUCUGCUUUGUGGAAUACCGAGGAACGCAAGGGCGACGGGUCUUUCAAUCCAAUCAGCGAGAGUGUGGAGGGCAGCAAUCCAUUUGCGACCACGGUGUGGGAGGGUGAGAUUCUGAGGCGGCACUAUUGCCCCAAGGUUCGGGAUGGAGUAAAGAUGGUGGAGAAGAUCUUUGCACCGCAACGGAGAUGA